AUGAAGCUCGACACAACGUACAUGCGGUACCUGACGGGGGACGACUGGCGGGUGUUGCAGGCGGUGGAGAAGGGGUCGUACAACCACGAGGUUGUUCCGACGAAGCUGAUCGGGCAGCUGGCGCAUCUCAAGAGCGGGGUCGGGAACACGAACAAGGCGAUAGCGGACCUUGCGAAGAUCAACUUGAUCUCGAGGCUGCGGAACGCGAGCUACGACGGGUACCGGCUGACGUACAACGGGUUUGACUACGUGGCGUUGAAGACGCUGCACGUGCACGGGGGCAUCGAGGAGCUCGAGCACACGAUCGGGGUCGGCAAGGAGUCGGACAUCUACAGCUGCCGCACGAAGCAGGGCGAGCAGCGGGUGCUGAAGAUCCACCGUCUCGGGCGGGUGAGUUUCCGCAGCGUGCGCAACAAGCGGGACUACCUGCAGAUCGGCAAGGGCGGGUCGUGGAUGUACCUGUCGAAGUUGGCUGCGCAGAAGGAGUACGAGUUCAUGCGGGCGCUGCACGGCGCCGGCUUCGACGUGCCGACGCCCUACGACUGCUCCCGCCACCUGGUGUUGAUGGAGCGCAUCGAGGGGUUUCCCAUGAGGCAGCUGUACGACCACCACGACUACCGCGGCCUGUACUGCGGCCUCAUGCGCUUUGCUGUGCGGCUGGCGUGCGAGGGCCUCAUCCACUGCGACUACAACGAGUACAACAUCAUGGUUGUGGAGCGCCCCGGCCACGGGGACCACUCUGCUGCCCCCGACGCCCCCGCCAAGCCGCCCCGCGACUUUGUCGUCAUCGACUUCCCGCAGUGCAUCAGCAUCGAGCACCCCGACGCCGAGUUCUACUUCUCCCGGGACGUUGCCUGCAUUCGCCGCUUCUUCAAGAGACGCUUUGGAUAUACUCCUGCGCGCGACGACCCUGCCAUGCUUGACACCGACGGCUUUGGCGACGGUUUCCGCUACGGCUACCCGGUCUUCAACCGCGACGUGAACCGUCGCGGCGACCUCGACGUCCAGGUCAAGGCGUCCGGGUACCGGCGCCGGCUGGACGCCGAGGACGUGGACUUGCAGGGCUUGGGCAGCUUUGCCCGGGGCAGCGACGAGCCUGCGUGGGACAGCGACGACCACAGCGACGACCACAGCGACCACGCCAGCCCCGACGACUGCCACGACGACGACAACGAGAAGAUCAUCCAGGCCUUGAGCACCGGCGUGGGGAACCUCCACAUGGACCGUCUGGGCAACUACGUGCUCCGCGACGAGUGA
Molecule: messenger RNA, 1257 nt
Organism: Pichia membranifaciens NRRL Y-2026
Lineage: Eukaryota; Fungi; Ascomycota; Pichiomycetes; Pichiales; Pichiaceae
Exons: 1
Coding region: 1-1257 (418 amino acids)
Biological process (GO): maturation of SSU-rRNA; protein phosphorylation
Cellular component (GO): nucleus; cytosol; preribosome, small subunit precursor
Molecular function (GO): protein serine/threonine kinase activity; ATP binding
Source: RefSeq, a predicted model, not a curated record